GUUAAACAUAUGUAGCCUUUUCAGUAAUAUGGCAAAACAUGUGGGAGGGGGUUUUGUGGAAUUUCCCCAUACUAUUAGUACUUCAUUGCAAAAUCUAGAUCUGAAGCAACCAUCAUACUAUUCAUUAAUCAUUACUACCAAUUUUUCCAGCCAAACAAACGAAUUCCGUACGCUAAAUCCUACAAUUUCAAGAUAAUCCCCAAUCGUUAGAAACCCUAAUUUUUUAGGUCGAGAAAAUCAGAGCUUGAAGAGAUAUGGUCGGCUCAAUGGAGGUGGCCAAGACGGUGAUUGAGGUGGCUGACGUGGCGUGGACCGCCGUCGAGAGCUGCCACCACCACCUCCACCACGACGGUCCGAAGCCACCGCCGCAAGAAUCAAUAGAAAGAGCAGAUUUGGAUAUCGAAUGUCUACGAGCAGAGAACGAACGGCUUCGUCUAUUGCUUGAGAAAAAUCUCAAUCUUCUACAGGAGAUAUCGAGUUCACCUACCUUGAUGCAUAGUUGCCCGUCCGAUCUCAAUGAUCGGAUUCUCGGUGCUGUUAAGUCGGAGAGCUUCUUGAAUGAGCUUGAAUUCCUCCGUCAAAACUCUACCUGCACAUUUCCGUUUCAUGAGCCAUCAGGCGCAGAUCUGGAGAGAGCAGAAGUCUUGAUCAACAUGGAUCACGAAGAACCAAGUUGGUGGGUGUGGGUCACAGAUGAUAUGGUCCCUAAAAAUACUGAAGAGAAGAGUGGAAUCGACAAUGAAAAUUAUGUAAUUGUAACUGAGGAGCAUGUGGUGGAUGGAGUGGCUACCUUUAUGGCUAGAUGCAUCUUGGCAAACCCAAAAUCCAUGAAUUUGACUCCUUUGGAGCUACAGCAAGCCUUAAUGAAAGCGCUGAAAGGCAUGAAUAAAUUAGAGAAAAUGAUAGACAUUUGGCAUGCUGGGAAGUUAUUUUACACCCUAGCCAUGUGGGGUCUUACCCUAGCGAGUUUAUACCAAGGUCGUGCUAUUCUGAGACUCGCUACACUCGGGGUUCACCACUCGAGCAAAGCAGCUCUGCAGAUCCUAUAAGAACUGGAUUUGUCUUCUUUGAAUACCAACUGUAAUUAUUUUACUUUCUUCGAAUGUACAUGUGUAAAAAUGGCUGCAAGGAUUGGAUUACUCUUCUAUGUAUGUUCUUAUUGUUUGAUUUCUUCCUGUUUCGCUUUUGUAAAAAUCUACUUGUUCAUUGUCAAAUGUACAUAAAGUGUGAAUAAUUUGAUGAAAUUUCGGACUCAA
This is a messenger RNA of Salvia miltiorrhiza (redroot sage), 1256 nucleotides long. RefSeq lists its product as uncharacterized. The transcript has 6 exons. The record is from RefSeq and is a predicted model, not a curated record. The coding region runs from base 255 to 1049 and encodes 264 amino acids. Lineage: Eukaryota; Viridiplantae; Streptophyta; Magnoliopsida; Lamiales; Lamiaceae.